Messenger RNA from Caretta caretta (loggerhead turtle), 9716 nucleotides. RefSeq names its product SMC5/6 complex localization factor 2 (gene SLF2). Lineage: Eukaryota; Metazoa; Chordata; Testudines; Cheloniidae. Gene Ontology annotation, cellular component: site of double-strand break; nucleus. Gene Ontology annotation, biological process: DNA damage response; protein localization to site of double-strand break; positive regulation of double-strand break repair. The record is from RefSeq and is a predicted model, not a curated record.
GCUCGCGGCUGGCGUUGGAGGGCCGGGCCGGGCUGUGGGGAAGGCGGCGGGCGCGGCCCUGGUUUCCUCCCGCGCCUGGGCGGCGGCCUUCGUGCAGCCGGAGCCAUGACCCGGCACCUCGGCGCUGGCUCCUCCGCCCAGGGCUCUCCCGGGGGGCCCCCCGGCCGCCAUUUUAAGCCGGCGGCCGCCGGGAGAGAGAGCGCCCGAGACUGCAGAAAUCAGUCUAUUACAGAUUUCUUCAAACCAGCUCCAAAACAAGACAGAAUUGUAUUGUGUUCUCCGGACAAAAGAAAUGUAAAAAAUGGGGAUGUUGAACUGUCAGUCAUAUGUACAGAACGAUUUGAAAAGAAAAUAUCAUCUCAGAAGAAAACUAGAAGGGAAAGGAUUCCAGUCCAAUCUCCAAACAAGAGUCCUGUAAUGGAUGACUUACUGAGAGGAGCUAACAGAGAGAGAAAGGACAGUCCAAAAAUUUUAGAGAACAAUAGACCAUGCAUGGUGCUAAACACAAAGUAUCCGAAGGUUGUGGUUCGAAAACUCCUUAUGUCUGCAGGCUCUCCCAGCUAUUCCUUGACAAAAAAGGAUACGACUAGUAAGAGAGAACCUGGGAGGAAUGAAAAGUGUCCAAUUAAAACAAGAACACCGUUUUAUGAAAAUGGUAGGGAACAGCGGAUUGACUGCGUGGAUCUAGAGGAGGCCAGUUCAGAUGUUGCCAGCAAAUGGGUUUCAACAUCAGAAGUUGACAUCUUAAAAAACUAUGCCAGAAGUAAUGGUAACGUGAACAAUAAACCUUUGUGCCAAAAAGCAGGGCAUUCCACAAAGCUCCAGUACAGCCCCGUUGAAUCUCAGUUUUGGUUACCACUGGAAACUUACUGCAGAGAAGGAGAGAAGAAGAGACAAAGAAUGGAACAACCUAAACUGCAGCCCUUCAGUCCAGUAAAGGUAUUCUUAGGACCAGGUAUAUCAAAUCAGGGCAAUGGAUGUCUUUUAAGAAAAAGAUCAAGCUCUGCUUCAUGGGAGACUGCCUCAGAUGAUUCAUCUCAAUCAAAGCAGGUUUCAAAACCUGAAGUUUCUUCCCCACUUCUAUCAAGAUGGUCAUCUGAAAAGGCUGUUAAUAUAUGGAAAAACCAGUCAUUCCGCCUUAACUCAAAAAUUUCUUCAGGACUGUCCAAACAAAAAGACUUUCCUGGGAAAAAAAAAAGAAUAUCUAUGAAUAUGGAUUUGAAAAGUUCAGGAAAACCUGUGGUACAAAGUUUGAAUGAACCUCAUUUCAGCAGGUCGUCUGAAAAAUGCCAAAGUAGAAAGUCUGAAUUCAUUAAACACAUUGUACUAGAGUCUCCAGGUAAUGGUGUUCUGCAACUAGAGGAUGCUGCUAUGUCACAUAGAGAAGACUUGUCUCUUUCAGAGGAAUAUUUUGACAUAAGCCACAAAAAGGAAAAAGGUAAUUCCUCAUAUGUGGGUUUAUCACCUUUAAAUUCUGGACACUGUGCUAAUAAAAAUGACCAAAUCCAUGUUGCAGAUACCAAAGAAAAUCAGUUGCAAGCAACCCGCUCACAUUUCCUCUUAGAAAAGUCAACAUCUUUUUCUCAGGAAAAAGCUACUGUAAAGACUUAUAUCCAUGAAUUAACUAAAACUCAGUCAAAUACAGUGUGCACAGAAGAAAUGAAAUGCCUACAUUCUUCUUCCCACAUUGAAAGUGCUAGUUCAUCUCAGGUAUUGGAAACUAAGAAAGAGCAAGACAGAGUGAGACAGACUGAACCUAUCCUUUGUAAAGAUGAUAAUGUACAGCUUCCCUCAGAUUCUCACAAGAACUUUACUAAAUCAAAAGAGAACAGUGUAAAGACUUCAGAAGAUAAUUCUAACUUGCCUUCAGUGGAAAUUUUUGAGAAGCCUGUAUUUUCAGUAAAGAUUGGCAAAGUUGUUGCACGUUCACUGUAUUUUGAAGAUGGUUGCUCAGCUAAUAGCACUAGUUCUUCACAGAUUUCAAAUGAGUUGAACAUUGAAAGCUCCACCAUAACAACUUCUGUGUUGAAUAGAAAAUUAAGCAUCAGUUCUGAUAGUGAAGAUGAGAGUUUUGACUGUAAUCUGGACAGCGAUGAAGAAGAAAUGCUCUUGCCAUUGCAAGAUAUCCUGUCCUCAACUUCAAAAUCAUGUGCUGGAACUCCAGAGGGAGCUUGUCUUGAGGAUCUUUCACAGGACACCUUGACUCCAUCACCCAAACGUCCUCUUUCUAAGAUGCCUGUUGUGAGUCAAGUGUCUUAUGUGAACAGCCUAGAGCAUCUCUUGAAGGAGAAGGAAGAAUCCAAAAGGAUAGAUGAACUAGAGAAGCAACUACAAGAAGACAUGCAGGAAAUUGGACUAAAUUCUUCAACUGGAGACGAAGAGCAAGAAAACUCUGAUGAAGAUAGAGAUCUGUCAGAAGAACACAGGGCAUUUAUAAAGAGGUUUUCAGUAGUAUCUGAUGCCAUUCCUGAUUCUCAUCCUGGAGAAGAAAUAUUUCACUUCUCAAACUCUGGGAAAAUCUUCAAUCAACAAAACCUUGAUUUGAGGAAUUCUGAUUUCAUCCCUCAAAAUCCUAUAGAAAAACUCCUUCUUAGGAGGUGUUUCACAAUGCCCCUCAUGACUGCUCUGGUCACCAGUUUGAAGGUACACAGAUCAGAGGUAACACAGCAGCUUUCUUUAGCAACUCAGGGUUUCCUCAGUUGUGCUUACAGUUGUACACAGUGCCCCAUGCCAGUUUUGAAGUGGCUGUUUCAGAUGAUGUCAGUUCAUUCAGACUACUAUGUUUCAGUGCAGAUUUUGGAUACGCUGAUGGAGAUAACAAUUAAAAAUGCGUCCAUCAAUGAUGCACAGUCUAAAGCGUGGAUUCCCUCACUGUCUGAUAUAUCGGCUAUAUUUAUCAAUAUGGGAGUGCCUUUUAGAUCUUUAUUUCCUCUGCAGCAUCUACAGCCCACCUUUAGUGAAGAUGAUAUUUUAUCUGAAAUGCAAAUAACAGUGGGAAAACAAACAAGUGGAGAAACCUCUGCAGGUCCCGCUUUUUCUUGUCUGCCAGAAACCAACCUAAUUAACGUGGUCAAGUUUCUUGGUUUUUGUACAACUAUGUAUCGGGAUGGGUAUGCGGACCAGGAGCUUCUGCUGCUGCUGUUACUGCUGUUUAAAAUUAGCCUGGAAAAACGACUGCAGCAAAUUCCGUUGAUCGAUCUUCAGGGUCUGCUGUUAAACCUACUGAAAAAUAUCAGAGACUGGGAUGCCCAGAUGCCUCAGCUCUGUCUGACAAUUAGUGAACUUUCCAGUCAUCACCAUGAUCUCCUUUGGUUAGUUCAACUGGUCCCUAGCUGGGUAAAGCGUGGAAGACAAAUAAGACGACACCUUAGCCUAACGAUAAUUUCAAAGCUUCUUAACAAAAAGUAUACAAGUUUACCUGUUACCAGUGACCUGCAGAUGUCUCUUCUAUAUCAGUAUCUGGUGCAGAUGAAGCCUUCUGACUUAUUACAGAAAAAGAUAGAAGCAAGAAAGGAGCAACAGGAUGACCUCAGUGGAGAGUCCGUCUGUACAGAACUAGAGCAGCAGGCCUACUAUCUGACCUACAAUCUUCUUCACUUGGUCAGUGAAGUUAGUUGUUUUGACGUUGUGAAUCCUAAUCAGAGGAAGUGCUUACUGAGGCUCUGUGGUGCCUUAGAAAAACAUGUGAAGUGUGAUAUUAGGGAAGAUGCAAGGCUAUUUUAUAGAACUAAGGUAAAAGACUUAGUUGCUAGGAUAUAUGGCAAGUGGCAGGAAAUGAUACAAAAUUCUCGGCCUACUCAGGGGAAGCUGCAUGAUUUCUGGGAGCCAGAUUUGUGAAACAUAAGCCAGGUCAGAGAAAACAACAAAGAAAGAAAUUGAACAAGAACUUCUUUUGCAACUAAGGAAGACUUUCCAAGAGGAUUGAAACUCUAGCCUGGUCAAACAGACUAAAUCAACAACUUGAAUCAAAACUUCAGCUUGGUGCAGGCAACUAGAAAAAACAUAACCUGUGCAAUUGAUUUCUGACUUUAUGAUAGAUACAGUAACAUUCCUGAAAAAUUGUGUAUAUGUAUGUGCAAGAUUUAAAUAAUACCUUUUCAGUAUGUCUAUCUGAAUUGUCCACUAGUCUUCUAUCCUAUUGAAAGCUGAGAGAGUUUUCUCAUUUCCCUUCCCUUGCUAAUCACUACAAUGUAAAACUAUGGUAAUAUAAUUUCUUCUGUUGCCCAAAUGCAUCCAUAAGUAUUGCUAUUGCACAGCUAGAAAAUGAACAGCCAUGAAUUGAGUGUGCGAAGUAGGAAAUGGUGGCCCCUCAAUGAAAGGGAUGGGGACUGCAGUGUAAAUAGUGGUCCAGGCAGAUUGAUUGUUGAACUUUUCUUUGUUCCAUGGCUGUGCUGUACCCAUAAACAAAGGAGAAUUUAAGAGGUCAUUACAGUGAUGUAUUAGGUUCAAUUUAAACUUAAUUUUCCUCCUUCAUGCUUUAGCAAGUCUGUGUAAUUUAUAUAUAGUGACAGUGUGCAGAAAAUUAAGUUGUAUGUAAGACGAAUAUUACAAGGAGAAAUCUUCCUGCAACAUUUGCUGUCAUAGUAUCCAAAACACAAAUUUCACCUGUUUAUGUAUGUAGUCUGACUUCAGCACCUUUCUGUAAAUGACCAAAAUAUCAACUUAAAAAUAGCAAUUUUAAAAUAUCACCUUAGAUUUGGGAAAUGAGAACUUAUUUGACUUUGCCAACGUUGAAGUAGCUGAGAAAGUCAUAUUAGACUUGUCCAAAAUCAUUUGUGCUAAAUUUUGCCCUUAGAGGUGUGCUCAGAACUCUUGUUGAAAUCUUUGAGCUGUGUGUAAUAUUCUAAGGACAAAAUACCUUUGUUUGUGAGCAAAUGUUGGCACUCACUACUUAUAGUGUGCUUAGCAUACCACUUCAUCUAUGAAAUAUAUGUGCUUAAAUAGAUAAGUUCAAGUAUUUGGUAGAAACAUCAACAAGAAUCUUUUGCUAAUUAAAACUUAGGCUAUGUCUACAUGGCCCUCCAGUUCAGACUACCAGAGUUUGAACUGCAGUAUGCACAAGCUGUAACUGCCCCAUGUGGAUGCUGCUGGUGCAAACUAAAAGGUGUACCUAGUUUGUGUGAAUGUAGUCCUCUUUUUUUAAAAACAGGACUGCAUUAAUGCAAGCUAAGUACCUUUUAGUUCACGCUCUCAGGGUCUAUAUGGGGAAGUUACAGCAUAGCAUACUAGUGUGGGCUGCGGGGUUGUGUUGGCAAGCCCAGAGAUUCUAGUGAUAUCAACAUAGAAUACACAUGUAAUGUUUUUUUCUUUGGUUUUACAAGUAUUAAUUGUACUUAUGGUUGAUUUGUAUAAUAAAACUCAUAUUCCAAACUCUUUCCCAGGAAAAAAUAGCCAAAAAAGACUCAAUUUUAAAAAAAGCUCCCUCAUGUAAAUAUGUAGAAGAAACUAUUAUAGAAUUGUGGAGUGACCUGUAAGGAGGAGAAAAGUAUCCUUACCUGACUUUAUUUGCUUUUGACACUCGCUGCUAAAUUGCUUUUCAGACUAUUUCUUGUCCUCCAUUUCAAGCGUUAGUGUGAGAGUUUAUUAAUAAAGUCGAAAGCCACAGCAUCUUUGUGCCUUUCACAGGGUCUUCACAUGUUAGAACAAGGUUCAUGGUGAUGGCACUAUUAAAAACAAAGAAACAAAAAAUCUUAACCUGUCACCAGGAUUUGGAGAAAUCUACCUCAAGGGUAUUUUUUUUAUUUGGGUAAUGAAGGGUAGGGGACUUCUCUCUCUACAGUUUGUCCUAUAUAAAUGCAUCCUUUAGUGUCAGAUUGUUGUUCUGUGACUAUAUUAUUGUACAUAAUUUUAUUAGUGUUUAUAUUUUUCUCACGUGUAAAGUUUAAAAAAAGUGCCGAAUAUAUUGGUUUUUACUUACUGUAAUUAAUGUGUAUAUAUUUUCUUACUAAGUGAAGAGGAAGCUCCUGUCUUGUACAUUUCUGAGGACUGGUAGGUGAGGGUUUGGACAGCCAGUCUCGUUUUUUAUUGCUGUUCAAAGCCAAUUGAAACUGCUGAUUUUUUCAGAUUAAAUAGCCACUUUGAUAUUUGCUUUUUUAUUUAAUAGCUCCAAUGGAAAAUAAAGCUAGAAUUGUUUUUUAAUUAGAUGUCUCUGCACAUAAAACAGGCAGUCAUGCAAAUAAGAACUUUCACUUCGUGAAAAAUCACUGCACAUCCUAUUUCUGUCUUACUGCAAUGCCUUACAAUACGUCUUGAAGUAACAGCACACGUACUCCUGUACUUUUUGCACUUUUGCCUUUUUUGUAAACCCUGGGAUUUUUCCUUUCUCUUUUGAUUUGUACACAAUCACUUUCAACUCUCCUGUGUUUGAAGGAACAGCUCCCCAGCCAGUGAAAGUUGGACAGUGGUUCUGUGGGAACCUAUCAUUGAUUUACAGAGAUGGUCCCAAAGCUUUGCUUCAGUGUCAUGCCAGGGAUUCCUUGCAUUCGCCUGUCAUCUGUUCUGAGCUCAGUACUGCCUCCAGAACUGCUGGCUGCUGCCAACUUUGACCGAAUCCAUGGCUGUUGUGCUUUGCUAGCCCACUGUGCUCCUGCUAGCUCCCUAUGAUGCUAAUGCUCCUCUGGAGAAAGGCUAAUUGCACUAUUAAUGUGUUCUGCUGUCUUAAAAUAAGCACUUUGCACUGAGGUUUAUCUUUCAAAAUGAUGCUAGCUGCACCGAGAGCCACUUUAUCUCAUUCCAUGGGUAAUUAGGUACACGUUGCUACGCUGUCACAGACAGGAAAUGAAAGGAUGACUACGCAAUGUACAUUCAUGCUUCUACGCAACACGUUUAUUUUACUGACGAGCAUUGUUUGGUUUACAAAACUAGAUCAAUAAAAUGUUUUUAAAUUAAGAAAAUCUGAUAGCACAUUGGCAACAAACAUUUGUACUCUACCAUCUUGUCCCUAUUAUUGUGCUUUGGUCUUAAGUAUAUGAGUUGGGCUUUUCUACAGUGCCUAAAUGAUUUGAGUUCAAGUCCCAUUGAAAAGUCAGUGGGGACUUACACUCCACAGGUGCGUUUGAAAAACUUCAAGGUGACAGUUGUGAGAACUUUUUGAAGCCUAUGAAGGGAAUUCAGCUGUUGAGCUUAGUGGAUCUCAGGUAACUAGAACAUCAGGGACAUAUGGCAUAUGUAUAACUUGUUGGGUGCAUAUCAAGAUCAGUACAAUAGGUGGAUCAUGGAAGUAAACACGUUUUUAACAGAAAAUGCUUUUUGAUAAAAUUAUUAAUGGGUUGUGCAAUUUUAGCUAUUCAAACUCUAUACACUUGGAGUAUGGAAAUAAUGUAUCUAGAUAUUCUGAUCUGUAUGGGUUCUUAUACCAUGCUUAUUACUGUAGUAUCUGAACGCUUUCAUUACUGCAUUAAGCAGUGUGACCACAAAUCUGCAACAUGUGAUUUGUUCUCCCCUUCCAAGGAGAGAAAUAUGUAUGCAGUACAGUGCUCGUGUUAGUUUUUUUUUUUAAAUGUACAUACUGCUCUGUCAGAAGGCAGCUCUCAGUUGUCUUGCAUUGUAAGUCAGAAGGUGCUGAGAUUCCUGAUUAUCCUUAGUUCUAUGGGAGUUUAUUCCACAGUCUUAGACCAGCCCUACUGCACAGAUGAACUUUACCCUUCUGGUAGAAAAUUUUGUUGUACCAGAGGAAUAGAGCUCUUUACCACUGUCUUUAUUGAAGAACAUUAACCGUCUUAUAGGAGCGCUGGGCCCAGCCCAUUGAGCACCUUGAAGAGAAGGACUGAGACCUUGAACUUGACUUAGUAUUCUAUGGGAAGUCAGUGUAGAGGAUGGAGAUUAAAUUUGAUGUGAUGGCAGUAGCCCAUGAUGCCAAGGUGACCUGCUGCAGAGCUCUGUACUAGCUGGAGUUUCCUAAGAGCUGAGGGUUUCGUGCUCUGGUGCAUUGCAUUGCUGCGGUGUGGAUAGGCGGUGAAAAUAGUGUCUUAACCAAGGACCCUGCCACUGUCAGGUGGGAUGAGAGCAUCUCCUAGACAAUUUAUAUGGUUCCUCCCAUCUGCCAACUAUUUAAAAAUAGAAAUAAAAAUAAGUCUUCCAUUUUUCCCAGCCUGUAAGAGAGCUUGGUUAAUUUAUAAAUUGGUGAUUUUCUUUAUUGUGAGAAGAAUUUCCGUGGGGAGUAGGGUUUGCAGCAUCUAAAUGCAAAAUCUUCCUCUGACUUAACGUAGCGGAUUUCUUUUGUCGCUUCCGCGGUCUAGGCCUAGCUCCUGAGAAUCUUCUGCCUCCAGCACUCAUGAGCCUGUUGUUUACCCCUUUAUUUUUCAGUGAAAUGUAGUAAUUGUGGGGGAUUCUGGUUGCAGAGGGAGUAGCAAUCUCUCAGGAAGCCAAGGCCGAUCCCAUGGAGGAUUUCAAGUACUGCUUGAACUGAAAUUCCUUUCUAUGACGAAGGAGUGCAGAGAGCAGAGCAUAGGGGUGAUCUGUUCAGUGACGUGUGUUGCCAAACAGAUGGGUUCCUGUGUUUUGUGUCAGUGGGAGCUUUUUUAGGCUCUGUGGCUCCAUACCUAGCCAAAAGUUUUUCAAUCAAGCCCGGAGGUUAUUGCGGCCAGAUGUGUGCCCGAUGUAAUGAGAUAUAAAUCUUUUGGUUGGUCACACAUGGAAGUAGGUAUGUUCUGCCCCCAUGACUGUUGGAGCACCCAGUAGCAUCCCAGGAGCUCUUGAGGCGGUGAAAUAAUUUCAAGGCAGGUGCCCUUGAAAAUGAGGGCUGUUAAAGUUCUUCAAAGUGCUUCCCUCUUCCUACCAGCAUCGCUUUAGUCUUGCCUGGGUUCAGCUUUGGGCACCUCCUCUUCAUCCUCAUGGUGAGAAAGUUGAGAGGUGAUGCAGAGCUGGGUGUCUGUGAGCUGCUUAGCACUUCAUCCCCAUUUGUCUCACCGAUUCUUUCAUGACAGGUGUUGAAUAAUAGGGAGCAAUGGAGUCUUGGGGACUCUGUAGGUGACUGCUCUGGGGAUGAAAAAUUGCCCAUAAAGACUCCUGGGUUCAGUGUGGGAGAACAGAAUUGAGGCGUUUCAAGGUGGUUACAUUCACCCCUGUCAUGUCUAAGAGGUGGGUAACCUAAUUGCAUAUCCAUGCUGCAGAGAGAUCCAGCAGGAUGAUUAUGGCUGUACUUUCUUUGUCUAUGAAUGGGAGGAGGUCAAUCACCAGAGCUACAAGUGUUUCAUCUCAGGUCCUGGUCUGAAGCUUCACUGAGGGAUCACAGGGAAGGGGUUUUUUGUUUACUAGUUUCUCUAUUUAGCUUGCUUAGAAAUGAAAGACUGACUUUUGUGCUCUUGGAUUGAUGGCAGGUGUUCCAGCUACUCACCUCAAUAUAUAAACACCAUGUUUAGGAUGGCAAAAAAAGAACUCGGUAGCAGGCGUUUGAGUAGUCAGGCUUUUGGGAGCAGGCAGAGGGAAAGAGUCAGCAAGCAUUGAUUUUUCCUGUGUUGUUCAAACUGCAGACUUUUGUAAAAGCAGUGUCAUUUGUAUUACAGCUGUGAGCUUUUCCCAGAGGUCACUGUUCACAAUGGGGUUUCUGCCGCUGUUCUGGUCUGUGCACUGAACGAACAAUGUCAUUCAUAUCUUUGUCUUAUGCAAACUGUGGGGAAGAAAAUAUCAAGGAUUUAUUUUGUGACUUUAUACAGCAUUUUGUUGCUUUGUACCUUUUGUUUGAAUGUCUAGUUCUGUAUAUUAAACUUGUUUUGGUA